This is a messenger RNA of Acanthamoeba castellanii str. Neff, 1104 nucleotides long. Its product is annotated as adenosylmethionine decarboxylase. Gene Ontology annotation, cellular component: cytosol. Bases 1 to 1104 code for a protein of 367 amino acids. Lineage: Eukaryota; Discosea; Longamoebia; Acanthamoebidae. The transcript is spliced from 8 exons. Gene Ontology annotation, biological process: spermine biosynthetic process; spermidine biosynthetic process. The record is from RefSeq and is a predicted model, not a curated record. Gene Ontology annotation, molecular function: adenosylmethionine decarboxylase activity.
AUGGGAGAUUCUUUCGAUUGCGUGACGGAUGACGACGGCCACCCCUACUUCGAGGGACCCGAGAAGCUCCUGGAGGUGUGGUUCAAGCCGGCGGCUUCGCUCGAUGGCUCCUCGUCGUCGGUGACCACGAGGGGACCCGAUGCCACCAAGCCGGACAGCCGAUGGGGCCUCCGCACGGUCGAUAGGAAGGUGUGGGAGGAGAUGCUUGACCUCGUCCACUGCCAGAUCCUCAACAGCGUGUCCAACGACUACCUCGAUUCCUUCGUCCUCAGCGAGAGCAGCAUGUUCGUGUGGAACACCAAGCUCAUUCUCAAGACCUGCGGCACGACCACCCUGCUGCUCGCUCUGGACCGGCUGAUCGAAAUCGCCAAGAGUGUUGGCCUGCCCGAGAUCGAGAACCUGUUCUUCUCGCGACGAAACUUCUCCCAGCCGGAGCGUCAGCUCGGCCCGCACAAGAACUUUGCCGACGAGGUCAAGGUCCUCGACCAGCACUGCGACGAUGGCUCCGCCUACGUGCUGGGCAAGCUCAACGGCGAGCACUGGUAUCUGUACAUGACCGAAAAGCCCGAGAAGAAGGAGGGCCUCGCUCCCGAUGCCACGCUGGAGAUCCUCAUGAGCGACCUCGAUCAGGAGGCCAUGAAGCCCUUCUACAAGCAGCACUCGACCGACUCCCGAGCCGCUUCCGUCAACUCGGGCAUCGCCAACCUGUUCCCGGAGGCGCAGCUGGACGACUUCCUGUUCGAUCCGCUGGGCUACAGCGUGAACGGCAUCCUCGACGGCGGCUACUUCACGAUCCACGUCACCCCGCAGUCGUCGUGCUCCUACGCCUCGUUCGAGACCAACAUCCUCCUCCCCUCCUACACCGAGCUCAUCGAGAAGGUGGUCAACGUGUUCAAGCCCGGCCGCGCCACCAUCUCUGUCUUCUCCAACGACCCCGUCACCUCCAUCCACUCUCGCAUGGAGGGCUGGGACCUGGAGGGCUACGAGAAGCAGGAGAAGACGUUCUACCAGUUCGAGGUCUACAACCUCUCCUUCAUGAGCCAGGUCAAGUCCGACCGAAAAGCCGCCCAGAAGCAGCUCACGAGCAAGCCGACCGAGUUGUAA